CUUGAGAAUAUUCUUAGCUGAGUAAUUCUCAAGACUUGAGUUGAGAAUGUUCUCAAAUUUAUGUUCUCGCGAGACGGUUUUCGCGUAUUUUUUUCAAUGACUGAAGGGGUCUAGUGGAGCUCUUCUGUGUUAAAAAGGUUGAAAAUGUCCGUAUCUACUGUAAACAAAUGCGUAAUUUCCUCUGUCUUUUGUCGUCUGCUACCUGAUUAUUAUCAUGGAAACCGAAGAGAAAAAGCAGAGAGUGAGAGCUCAAAACUGGACAGCAGAAGAAGAAAUUGCGCUUAUAGAAAACGUCAAGGAAAGGUCCCUUACAUUGUUUGGCCCAAUAAAGGGAAGCGGGAUGAAGGGGAAAAUAAAGGAUAUUAGAGAGAAGGAAUGGAGUUGUAUUGCAGACAGACUAAAUUCUAUGUUUGACACAAAGAGAAGGGGUUUGGGCGAGAUAAAAAAGAAAUAUUACAACAUCAAAUCAAGAAGUAAAGAAAAAUUAGAUGGAGUUAAAAGACCAAAAACUGGAGGUGGUCCCCCCUUACCACCUCUUACUCUUGGUGAAGAGACAUUCCUUCGGCUCUCUGAUGGGGAGCCAAAUAUCCAUGGAUUGGAAGGUGGAGUUGACACUGAUGCUCCAGUUCAAUGUCAGUCCUCAUCGACAGCUGAAAUGUCUUGCUUAUCUGAACAAAGUACAUCAGAAGCAGUAGCAGAAAAGCUUGAAAAUUUGGACAAAGAAAAUGCAAAAGCAGUGGAAGAAAUCAGCAUUCAUGUGCCAGAACAUUCAGGAUGUAAAAAGAAUAAGCACAUCAAAAAAGAGAAAGAAUCCCAAAGAAGGUGUUUAGAAGAACUGGAAAGAGAAAACAUAACUCUCGAUAACCAAAGACUGCAGGAUGAGAUUGCUAAAAUAAGAGAAGAGAGAGAAGUUUUAGUUUUGAAGAAGGAGGUCCUUACUCUACAAAAGCAAAAAUUAGUUUUUGAAAUUCAGACAUCAUUCCCAUGUCUAGUGGAACAGUUGUCAUCACUGCCUGAAUGUUAAUGACAAUUUACACAUUAUAAUUUGAGAGAGAGAGAGAGAGAGAGAGAGAGAGAAAGGGGGAGAGAGAGAUUAAAAUGAUGUUACUUAGCAGAAAUAAAUUAUCAUAAAAUCAAA
Molecule: messenger RNA, 1138 nt
Organism: Magallana angulata
Lineage: Eukaryota; Metazoa; Mollusca; Bivalvia; Ostreida; Ostreidae
Exons: 7
Coding region: 215-1024 (269 amino acids)
Cellular component (GO): nucleus
Source: RefSeq, a predicted model, not a curated record